AUGGAUCUGGCAAACGAUCUCCAGGAAGAGCUGACCUGCUCUGUCUGUAUGGAUUAUUUCAUUGACCCCGUGACCAUCAGCUGCGGACACAGCUUCUGUCAUCUGUGUCUCCUAAAGUGCUGGGAGGACACCCAGACAUGCUUCUCCUGUCCAGAGUGUCGUGGGGGCUGUGAGCUGAAAGAUUUCCAGAUCAAUCUGCGUCUGAAGAAGCUGGCAAUAAUUGGGAAACAGCUCAGACCCCGCCUACUUAAGAAUUCAAUUGGAGGGGGACUAUGUGGAUGGCACCAGCAGGACCUGAAGCUGUUCUGUCAGCAGGAUGGAAGUCCAAUCUGUAUGUCAUGUUUCAACUCUGAGGCUCACAGACAUCACAGUGUGUAUCCCAUUGAGGACUCGGCUGACUUCUACAGGGUAAGUUGUCUGAGCUAUGCAGAUAACAUAUUACGUCAGGACAAAAUAGGAUGUAAGAGGAAUGUUGUUCAGGAGUUCAGCCAUGCUGCAGCAGUGGCCAGAAGCCUGCUCUUUGAAGCUGAGUGUGUGCUCUGUCCCUGGGAUAAGGGAAAUGCUCAGCAGAUAUGCAGCCUCUGGAAUAUCAUAAGGAUAAUAUGUGUGACCUUACCAAAACUUCUGAUUUUCUCUGCAGUGGAUGUAACCCUGGACCCAAACACAGCCAGUCCGUAUGUCAUCGUGUCUCAGGAUCGGAGAAGUGUGAGAAUAGCGGAGACCCCGCCCGAUGUGCCCAAUCACCAAAACAGAUUUGACAAUUGUACCAGCGUCCUGGGCUCCCAGGCAUUCACAACAGGACGGCACUACUGGGAGGUGGAAGUGGGGGACAAGCCAGAGUGGGAGGUGGCUGUGAGUUAUGAGUUUAGGGGUCAAAAGCAUCGCAUGCGAUUCUUGCAAGAGGAGGCAUUCUCACUUUUCAGCACCCAUAGUGGAAAUGGGGAUGGUCCCUGCGUUACCUUCCCUGGUAGCAGGGUGCCUGUUCGCCGGGUUGGGGUUUUCUUGGAUUAUGAAGCCGGAAUCCUCUCCUUCUACAAUGUCACAGAGAGCUACCUCAUCUACAGCUUCCUCCCUACCCGCUUCUUUGGACCAGUGCGACCCAUCUUCUCCCCAUGUCUCAGGUAUGGGCAACAUGAUCAAGAGCCAAUUACCAUCUGCCCAGUGAACAACAUCAUUCUUUGAAUAGUCCUGUGACCCAUCCUCGAGGAAUUUGAACUUUCAGCGCCUCUUUUCCUGUACCCACAAAGUUAGGCAACCCCUCAGGCCUCUCAUCCUGUUACUUCCUUCAGGAUCAUGUUCAUAUAAGAUGUUUAAACCCCUUCAACUACAGGAGACAAGGCCACAGCUUUGUCUUUUCCAUCUAAAUUUUGGUGAUUCUGUAAUUGCCAUUGCC
Ornithorhynchus anatinus (platypus) is the source of this 1393-nucleotide messenger RNA. RefSeq names its product probable E3 ubiquitin-protein ligase TRIML1. Gene Ontology annotation, molecular function: protein binding; zinc ion binding. The record is from RefSeq and is a predicted model, not a curated record. Lineage: Eukaryota; Metazoa; Chordata; Mammalia; Monotremata; Ornithorhynchidae. The transcript is spliced from 4 exons. The coding region runs from base 1 to 1182 and encodes 393 amino acids.